Molecule: messenger RNA, 4034 nt
Organism: Lepisosteus oculatus (spotted gar)
Lineage: Eukaryota; Metazoa; Chordata; Actinopteri; Semionotiformes; Lepisosteidae
Product: SPRY domain-containing SOCS box protein 3
Biological process (GO): proteasome-mediated ubiquitin-dependent protein catabolic process
Cellular component (GO): SCF ubiquitin ligase complex
Molecular function (GO): protein binding
Source: RefSeq, a predicted model, not a curated record
UCCUGGUUUGGCGUCCGUUUAAGCGAGCUCCGCAAUCCCUUUACCUUGAACCUUGCAGUUUGCCGGGUUUGUCUGAGAUGCAAUUAGUUUUGUACGGUUUCUUUAUGCGGUUUGCUCUUUUUGUGUCUACACGAAAGCGGAGCAGCCUGCUUGACGUCGGAAGAGCAACCUAGAAAAGCACGUCGCAACUUUGUACUUGACGAAAACGGCGGAGACGAAAGCGCAGGGCCGGGGAUGCACGGCCACGUGGGAGAGCACUGGGAGUGGGACAUGGAUGCCAAGUCUCCUGCAGCCCGCCUGUCGCCAUGCCGACGAGCUGUCUACUUUCACACCGACCCAGUCCUGGAGAGCGAAGGCACAGCCGGGGUCAGGGGCACCAAAGGGUUCAGUCACGGAGAGCACUACUGGGAGAUUGAGUUCCUGGAGCCUCCGUGUGGCUCGUCUGUGAUGGUAGGGCUAGGAACCAAGAAGGCGCUGCUUCACACCGGGAACUACCAGUUCAUCGACCUGCUGGAAGUCCCCAUUGCCUGUGUGUCCGGGCACCAGGCCUGCAGCUGUCAGGUUUUCAGCACGCUGCUCUGCUGCUGUGUUUCUGAAGGGAUGGACUGCGAGAGCUGGGGGCUGUCGUAUAAGGGCUCCGUCUGGCACGGAGGGGAGAGCAGGACCUACACCCAGCCCUUCUACGACAAGUCGACCGUCAUCGGCGUUCUCCUGAACCUGCACACGGGCACCCUGGUGUUCUACAGAAAUGGAUCCAGCCUUGGGCUCGCCUUCUCCGGUCUGGACCAGGUGGGAGCCCCUCUCUACCCCUUGGUCAGCUCCACGGCUCCCGAGACGGAGCUGUUCCUGGGUCUGCGCACCUGCCAGUUCACCUCCCUGCAGGAGCGCUGCCUGCAGGCCAUCGCGCAGACGCUGGGACAGAGGGCCGCCGCUGACAGCCUGCCCCUGCCCGCAGCCUUGCAGGAACAGCUCGGGGUGCGCUGGGGACACCCCUCUCGCACUCUGCUGGGAGUGCGGACGUGACCAGCUCAGGGUCUGCUCUCUGGGAGUGCGGACGUGACCAGCUCAGGGUCUGCUCGCUCGGAGUGAGGACGUGACCAGCUCAGGGUGUGCUGCGGACACCCCUCGCUCACUCUGCGAUAUGAACAGGUGACACUCUCGGAACCACAGUUGUUUGCUCUUGAUGAAGUCGGAGAAGAGCCAGUCUGGAACCCAGAAGGCUGAGUUUUGAUAGGUUUUUAAUAAUGCUUGUGCUGGCACUGUUAGCUGACUGGACCAGCUGUCCUGGAGUGUAACAUGAAGCUUUGCUCUAAAAGCACUGGACUAAAAAAGCACUUGAUGCAAGUGGCUGGGGACAAAUAGCAGCAUGGUUUUUGACUCCUAAAAGUUGCUGGCAUCACUUCGUACAAAUCCCCACAGCAGGAAAAAGAAAAUAAAAGCAUAUACUGAAUUACAUCCAGUACCGGUUUCCAGAUAAGCCAACUGAAGAAGGCCAGUUUUUACCCGGACAGCUGAUCUGAAAUCUCAGUGAAACAAGAGGAAAAGGAGUAGGUCAGGUGCUGGAGAAGGUCUUCUGACAUGAGCACAGAUCCGAAAGCACUAAGAGCUGCUGGACUGUAUCUGAGCCUGAUGGCAGGAUGCUGGCCAUAGACACUCUCUGGUCAUUCAUUAUCUGUCGUGUGGGUAAUUUCUAGGUGCUCAGCUUUCCCCCACCUUCCCAAGAGAUGCUGGCUGGAUUAAUUGGUGUCCAUAAAUUGUCCCUGUGUGUAUUUGUCCUGGUGCGCCCACACAAGGGCAUAGUCUCAUCUCAUGCACUACAAUUCAGAGCUGCUCCAGGUUGCUGUGUCCCUGUCCAGGAUUACACGGCUUUCUGGCAACAGGCAGAUGAAGGCUUUGAACCACAGCAGUAGCUGCUUCUCCAGACUUCGCAAUCCGAGCAUUUCUGAUCUGCACGAUGAGUGGAGGAACUUUGGAGGCCAAAACAUGUCUGUUACAGGGCAACAGAAGGGAAACCGAAUUUUCCUGAAAAUGAAGACGGUUACAAAAUGCCCGUCGCUGUGCACGUGAGUUUAUGGAUUUGGGAUUUUAGAUUUUUAUCACCACUUUUGCCAGCGCUGUGCAUUCAUGCCAGAAAAGUUUUUAAAAAUAGAAUUUUAUGUGAAGAGUUGGCAGUAGCUUUAAAUCCUGUAAUAAGUGCCAGUAAAAUGGGCUGUGCAAUAUUUGCUUUAUUAAUAUCCUUUUACAUUGCAUGUAGUUCCUUUUUUAAAAUACGAGUAGGUUCAACAGAAAGUCGGGGACAACUGUUAGCCUGAGAGUAGUCCCCCUGACAUCUGGCCUAAAACUCAGAUGGAAAUAUUUUUCACAGAUUCAGGUGGAUUUAAAAGACAAAACUUGUGUAACCUUGUCCUGCCUUUUUACUCUUCAGCAUUGCUACCUGAAGGGUUUCUUGUAUUUUCAGCUGAAAACGGUAAUGAAAAUGAACAGUAGCAUGAAAAUCCCACGGGCCUUCUUAAUGAUUAAAAUUUGAGUUAAGCCUAACAUAUCCAGACAUUAGGCCUGCAAGGCAGUAAUCAUGUUGUUGAAAGUUUUAAUCUUACAUUUUUAAAAUAAAAAAUGCUAAAGAUUAAUUUAAAUGUUCAUAAUUAUUUAGAAUAAUAUUAGUAAUAUUUAACUCAUCCAAAAUAUACAAAUUUCUGUUACUAAUGUUCAGCUGUUGGGAGUGCUGAAUUCAUGCCAGAGAAGCCUUAGUUUUGUUUUUAGGUUUGAGGAGAGCUGUCAUGUUUCUCUCCUAUGUUGUAAUCACGUAAUUAGUCAGUUCUUUAAAGAAAUGAAUGUAUAACUACCAAACAUUUCAAGCUGAAACAAUAUACACUGUUUUCACUACUAAAGAUAGAUUUUUUUUUAUUAUAAGCAAACUCAAAUUAUCGUAAAAGGCAGUUUGAAUGAUUCUAAACCAAGGCGUUUUUCUGGGAGAUUGUACUAUACACAUUCCAAAAUGAAAUAUAUAUAUAUAUUAACACAUGGCUUUUCUGCCAUGUGUAAACAUCAGAAAAACAAAAAACAUUACUUCCACUGUAUACAGUCUUCUUAUAGUUUUAUUCAACUGCUUUAUAAUUCACAAUAGGUAAUAAAAAAAGAACGGUUUUGAAAAAUAAUUGUUUGCCAUAAAAGACAGUACUUGCAAGUAGAGAAGAGUAAGAAUUUGGCUUCUGUUAAAGCAGAAAAAUGUACAACAUUUUACUUCCCCACCAUGGCAACAAAAACUCUUUUUACAAAGCAAAUGAGAUGGGAACAACAGUAACCAUCAUGCGAAAACAAAACUGUAACAUCCUAGCUAAAAUACCUGAACAGUACUUAUCAGGUACUUCCGUCUUUCCCUAUCAUAAUAAGGCACACGGCCACCUACCAGCAUUGCAGCACAAAGCAUGCCACAACGAUUCAGUCUUAAACAAGGUGUGACCAGACUAGUGUGCGUUCUCUAAAACUCCUGAGAUUGCUUAAGUACAUAUUUUUCAAAACCGUAAAAAAUGCAUACUACACUACUGGACAAUAUGAUCAUCUUUACACUGCUUUUUACAUCACUAUCUUUGUGACCCAAGGUAAAACUUGUUUUUUUAAACAGCAAACACAAAACCAGACAGUUAAGACUGAUCUGUUUUAAGCUUGAAUGUUUUAGCUUGAAGUCCUUAAAAAGAAAGAACAAUUUUAAGAAGCGAUUUGGAACGUUUACUACAAGCAUCUGAAAUACCAGCAAGACAGCAAAUGAUCCACAGAUUUACCUGGCAGGUCUGUGUUAUUUCAAAGUGGCCACAUAUGUAACACUUUUCAAAACCAUUUCAAUAUUUGGUUUCCUUUACUGACACAGACUAAAAAAUGGCACAUCAUCAUUGUCCUGUAUCAGGUACUACCUGCAGUGCUUAACAGCAGGACCGGAUCCGAAAAUGUCUCUGAUAAACAGAGAAAGACAGCAAGGAAAUAAGAUCAAUUGACCAGUAACAGAACAAAUGUUGAAUACUUUAUGCUUAAAGACAUAA